This is a messenger RNA of Solanum stenotomum, 636 nucleotides long. Its product is annotated as cytochrome P450 CYP749A22-like. The transcript is spliced from 4 exons. NCBI's taxonomy places the organism in Eukaryota, Viridiplantae, Streptophyta, Magnoliopsida, Solanales, Solanaceae. The coding region runs from base 1 to 636 and encodes 211 amino acids. The record is from RefSeq and is a predicted model, not a curated record. Gene Ontology annotation, molecular function: iron ion binding; monooxygenase activity; heme binding.
AUGUUUGAAAAUUUUGGGACUGAUUACCUGGGGCAACUUCUGAAGCUUUUGCACGAACCAGAUACGAACAAGAGUAUCACGUUAGAUCAAAUGAUCGACGAGAUCAAAGCAUUGUAUGGUGCUGGUCAUCUUACAACGACAAGCUUACUUGGCUGGUCUGUUUUUCUCUUAGCACUUCACCCCGAAUGGCAAGAAAAAGCCAGAAAGGAAGUAGUUGCAUUCUGGAGGAAUUUCAUCACUUCGCAUGGCUCAAAACCAUACUUAUUUGUGACUGAACCAGAGCUGAUCAAAGAAAUAUUGUCCAACAAAGAAGAUACUUAUCCGAAAAUGGACAUGGAAGGCUAUGCGAAAAAACUACUAGGGGAAUCACUUGUAACAAAUGAAGGUGAAAAAUGGGGAAAAGUAAGAAAACUUGCCAACCACACUUUCCAUGCAGAAAGCCUGAAACGUAUGGUGCCAGAAAUGAGUGAAAGUGUUCAAAAGAUGCUAGAAAGAUGGAGAGAACACGAAGGAAAAGAGUUCGAUAUGCUUAAGGAUUUUAGACUGUUAACAACUGAAGUAAUUUCUAGGACAGCAUUUGGAAGCAGCUACAUGGAAGGCAAACUAUUUUUUUAUGAAAAAUUAUGCACAAUUUAA